AUGGUGACGACAAUCCAGUUUAGCUUAUUGGCAUUACUGUGCCUUCGUCUUGCUGGCCCAACAAUAGCCAAAGACUCUUCACACUUUGAAACGUACGGAAUCGACGUUUCUUUUCCAAUACAAGAUCGAGUCUCCACCAACUAUGCACAUCUCGAUCACAAUAAAUACCCCGAAAAGUUCGACACUCCUCCCAUGUACGAUGCAAUGGCUGUGCAGCCCUUGGGAAACAGACUCCAAAUGUACACGGACCAUAUCAAUUCAUGCCGUGAGCAAUUCGUUCCAUCGAAUGAAAGGGAGUUCAAUUGCGAUCAAUUCGAAUAUGAUCGUAUACUCAUGAAUCGAAGACAACCGCAAUCGAUGGUGAACCUGACCGAGUUCGGCUUUAAAAAGAUCCAGUCUCCGCCACACCUAAAGAAAUUGAUCGACCAGUUUUGGAAGGAGAACAAGGAUAAAGGCAAGAAUGAAGCCUGGGCUAGCGGUAACUCGUAUGUCAACCAUUGGGACAGUCCAACAACCUUAGUUUCUGUUGAUGACAGAGGCCUUCGCGGUUCAGGUGGCAGACUUAAGGAACACAUCUGGGCUGCUGCGAGCGCUGUUCUAGAGGAGUGGACUCAGGUGGAACUGCAGCCCUGUUCGCUCUAUGGUAUCCGAGUAUACCAUGAAGGGGCAAUCAUGCUUCCACACGUAGAUCGGCUACCACUGGUAGCAUCAGCAGUCAUCAACGUUGCGCAAGACGUGGAGGAAGACUGGCCAACGGAAGUUUAUGAUCAUCAAGGAAAUGCUCACAACGUUACGAUAAGACCAGGAGAGAUGCUGCUCUUUGAGAGCCAUUCUGUAGUUCACGGUCAUCCCUUUCCAUUGAAAGGAAAUUUCUACGCCUCGAUCUUUAUUCAUUUUGAACCAACGGGGCAUACCAUAGGAAAGAACGAAAGUGGCUUCUUUUAUGUCAAAGAGGAAGAUCAACGGAAAAGCAGUUGGAGCGACAGCCCCAAGGCAUGGAAGGACGCCAAUAGAGAAUACUUAUCUAACACCAAACAAGGCUUUGGUGGCCAAUCAUCGUCAAUGGAAGGUGGAUUACCCCCAUACAUCAAAAGAGAAAGCCCGGAGGAGGAUCACUGGCUGGCAUUCCACCCCGAAGGCUGGAAAACACCCGAAAAGAUUCUCCCGUCAGAGGCCCACGUAGCUGCCAAAACGGGGCAGUUGGACGAACUGGAAGAAAAGUUGAAGAAGGGCAACCGUGAAAUCCUUGUUGAGCGUGAUGAAAACGGUUAUCAAAUUCUUCAUCAAGCAGUGGUUGGUGGAUUCCAAGAUGUCGUGAAAAUGCUAGUUUCUAAGGGAGCUGAGAUCAAUGCCCGAACACAUGGCGGCUAUGGCGAAAGUCCUCUACGAAUCGCGGAACGAGAGUACGGUCCAAACAGUCCUAUCGUAAAGUACUUGAAAGGACAAGGUGCUCUAAGCAUUGGCCCCGAGUUAUAA
This is a messenger RNA of Cylindrotheca closterium, 1476 nucleotides long. Lineage: Eukaryota; Bacillariophyta; Bacillariophyceae; Bacillariales; Bacillariaceae. The record is from the annotation of a GenBank genome assembly.